AUGACGAAGGUCUUUGAAUGCCUGGGAAUCAAGGGGUCAAAGUACAUCUUCAACCAGGCGGAUCAAAACAAGGAUGGCGUCAUCCGAGUACAUGAAUUUAUCUCAUGGCUCACCAAACAAGAUCCCAAGUGCAUUCUUUCAGAAGAUGUGACGGAUGGCAAAGGUAGUAUUUCAGCCACCGUCACGAACACUAAUCUCACGGUGAAGAAGAAGUUCUACUUUGAGUUUACGCGAUGCGAAAACAUCGAAUUUUCAGAGGGCAAGACCGUGACAGUUGGUUUGGAACCCGGUGAGCAGAGAACAGUGAAGUUGCUUACAGUGACCGGACAGCCAUACCACUACUCUCAUGAAGUCGCCUGCCGCUCUGAAUAUGCUGGACUCGAAGACGAUCCCAACGCCUUCAAAGAUCCAGACUUUCCUCACGAUGGCAGCAGCACGUGCGGGCAUAGCAAGGAAUACCUUGCAGAUGUGUGGGUCAGAGCUCGCAUGCUUGGCGAUCCACAGGAAUCGGUACUCUUCGACCAGAUACGCCCCCAAGACGUGAAGCAAGGGCAGGUCGGAGAUUGCUGGUUGAUGGCCGCCAUUGCCUCUGCGGCGAGUCACCCUGAAUUGGUCAAGAAACUCUUCACCACCAGGCAUUUGACCGACGAUGGCAAGUAUACCAUUUCGCUGUAUGAUGCUGGGGCCCAGAAAUGGACUCCGGUCGUGAUUGAUGAAUUUCUCCCAUGCAGACUGCAAAAUGGAAAGCCAGUCCCUCUCUUCGCAAAGCCCAUGGGCGAAGAACUAUGGGCAGUUUUGCUCGAGAAAGCCUUUGCCAAAUUCUGCUACGGCUGGGGCAAGAUGCAAGGAGGUGAUUCGUGGUUUGCCUUGCAGGCGAUGAGUGGCUUCAAAAGCUUUGUGGGAUGGACUGCGCGUGACCAGAAGUGGAAGAAGAAGACCUUGAAAGAAGACUGGGCCCAUGGCAAGACUGAGAAUGCCCGCGGGAGGAAGAUCAACUACAAGUGUGUCUUGGUCAGCAAUGGUUCGCAUUGACGUCCCCUAAUCCAAUGGAAAACUCUGCUCAUGACUUGGAGUCAAAGCAUCCACCCGAGAGUCAAAGCAUCCACCCGACAUGAGUUCAGGGCUUCCCAGUCGUGGCUUUCUGCCAUCGGGCCCCAGCUUGGCGCUCUAAGAGGCAAGCGUGCCAAGCUGGGUGGAUUUCAUCCAAUGACUCCCUGGCUCCCUUUGCCCAGCUGACUUUGUGUCAAGGUUAUAACUUUGACUACGAGCAGACUCCCAAGGUCUGAAGUCGUGGUCGGCGCUUAGCCUAGCUGCCAUGAAAAGCAAUGAAAAGCCAAUCCCCUCCAACAACGUAUCAUUGCAC
Messenger RNA from Durusdinium trenchii, 1363 nucleotides. Lineage: Eukaryota; Dinophyceae; Suessiales; Symbiodiniaceae. The record is from the annotation of a GenBank genome assembly.